Chiloscyllium plagiosum (whitespotted bambooshark) is the source of this 9845-nucleotide messenger RNA. Lineage: Eukaryota; Metazoa; Chordata; Chondrichthyes; Orectolobiformes; Hemiscylliidae. The record is from RefSeq and is a predicted model, not a curated record.
GCACUUGAGCAAUGCAAGUGGCAGAUCGCGGAAGGGAACGCGGGCAGAAGUAGGGAGAGCAGUUCUUUUCCCCCUUUCCUCUCCACUCUUCUGACCUGCCUGAGCUUUUACCGAUGUUCGGGGGGAUGUGUGGCGUCAGGAUCGACUCUCUGUGAGCUGCAAGCGGGAUCUCUGGCCAAACCGAGCGGAGGCCGGGAAGCGGCGAGAAACCCAGCCGCAGUUGGUUGUUGUCGUGCUGUGCUAUGGGAUGGACGAAGCAGAGCAAGAUAAAUAUGAGGCACGGUUGAAAGAGGUGUUUGAUAGCUUUGAUACCAUAGGCACUGGGUCACUGGGCCGAGAGGAGCUGACUGAUCUCUGUCAUAUGCUACAGUUACAAGAAGUGGCUCCAGUAUUGCUGCAGUCUGUUCUUCAGGGAAACCUCUCAGGCAGGGUACAUUUUGAACAGUUUAAAGAAGCAUUAAUUUUUACCUUGUCGACUACUAUUGAAGGGAAUUUCUCAGGAGAUGAUGGUUAUCAAACACUAGAUUCUACCGAGGUACAGCCAAAAUAUGUCAAAGAUGGGAAACGAUAUGGGCGGAGAACAGCACCAGAAUUUCAGGAUUCGGUGGAAGAGUUUAUGGAGGUCAGAGUGACAGAACCUUUAGCUGAUGAUACACAACUUGAAAAUGCUCCUUCUGGGCAUGAUAUUGAGAAAUGGAAAGCUUCCACAGAAGGUGAAGAAUAUGAAGCUGAAGGUCAGCUGAGAUUUUGGAACCCGGAUGACUUGAACACUUCCCAGUGCAUGUUUGAUGCUGACCCCAAGUACAUUGAAGAACGACUUCAAGCAGUUUCCGAAGAACUCGGAGUCACCAAAGACAGCUACUUGAGUAGCAAAGAGCUGAUCUCUAUUUGUGAUCAGUGUGGACUUCAGAAUGUAGAUGCAGAGAUUCUGGAUGACAUAUUUCAAAAACUAGAUCAAGAUGGAUUAAUGCGUCUUGAAGAUUUCAUUUAUGCCAUCUUUAAAAAAUCAACUCCUUCAUCUGCUUCCACUCCUUACAGACAACUAAAGAGGCAUCACUCUCAGCAGCCAUUUGAUGAAAGCGGCCGGCGCACUGCUACCCCAUCUGCUAUGACUAGUACUAUUGGCCUUCGUCUAUUUUCAUGCUUGGACGAUGGGACAGGUUACACUUCAGCAGAUCAGAUCUUGGAUACCUGGCAAGAUGAAGGAAUUGAAAAUGGCCUUGAAAUUCUAAAGACCUUGGAUUUUGAUCUGUAUGGGAAGGUCAACCUGACAGAACUUACCCUGGCUUUGGAGAACGAGCUCGUGAUAACAAAGAAUGGAAUCCACCAAGCUGUUCUGGCCAGCUUCAAAAAUGAGAUUAGACAUUUAAAGGAACGUGUUGAUCAGGUUUUAAGAGAAAAAGAAAAACUUCGAAUGGACUUAGAAAAAGCGGAAAAACUGAAAAAUUUGAUGGCUUCUGAAGUGGAUGAUCGCCAUGCUGCUAUAGAACACCUCAAUGAAUGCAAUCUCCGCAAGCUAGAGCAAGAAUAUAGACAUCGUUUUGCUGCUUUGAAGGCAGAUCUAACCAAAGAAAAAGACCAGAUUUUCCACCAGGCCAGUAAACAAAGAACAGAACUUGAGAAAGAGAUUGAGAAAAUGAAAGUGGAAGAUGGAUACCUCAGGGAUCGACUUGCUCUGUCAUUGAAGGAAAACAGUCGAUUGGAAAAAGAACUUAUAGAAAAUUCAGAGAAGCUGUUUGAAUUUGAGAACCUAGCAAAGAAGUUACAAAAUAAUUUGGACACUAUAUUAAAAGAAAAGUUUGGAGACCUUGAUCCAACCAGUGCUGAAUUCUUCUUGCAUGAAGAAAAAUUUACCCGGAUGAGAAAGGAAUAUGAGCAGCAAUGUAGAGAGCUCCAGGACAGGAUUGAUGAACUGCAAUCUGAGUUACAAGCAUAUCAGACACAAGGGAGAAGUUUUAAACCAUUGAUGAGAAGUCCCUUGUCAGAGGAAAUGGAGACCAAGAGUGAUGUUGUCGACUGUGAUCAAGGUUUUGUUUCUGAAGAAUGUAAUCCAUUGAACAUGAGUCUGGAAGCAGAAAUGGUCAUAGAACAAAUUAAGGAGCAACACCAUCAGGCAAUUGAUGGUUUUAAAACUGAACUUGAUGCUAAGGUAAAUUAUUAUGAGGAGCAGAUCAAUGAAAUCAAAGCUAAAUAUGAAUUGGAGAAAGAAGAUAUUAACCAAGAACACAAUAAUAACAUUGCAAAAAUGAAUGAUGAGUUCAAUGAGCUCAGAAGCCAUAUUUCAGAACUUCAAGAAGCAAUAGAGACCCUUAAAAUACUACAACAUACAACAGAAUGUAAACACAAAGAAGAAAAGGAAGAAUUGCAGAAUAAGUUCAAUGUCGAUAAAACACAGCUAGAGGAGCAGUUGAAACAGGAACAUGAAGAAACACUCCAAAUCAAAUUGAAGGAAAUAAAUCACUGUCGCCAUAAUGAGAAAGAAGAAUUGUUAAAAAGGUUGACUGCUACUGAAGUGCAAUUGGAAGAUCAACGAAAAGAGCUGAAGGAAGUAUUCCUAAGAGAAAAAAGGGAGCUGGAGCAAAUUUAUCAAACACAAGUUUCUGAAGUUACAGAAAAUCUUGAGCAGGAGAAAGAAGAGUUGCAAAGGAAUCUCUUGCAUGCACAGCAAACUGAACUCCUACAGGAAAGGAAAAGCAUGGAAAACAAAUUUAACCACAAGAUUGCCAAGAUGGAAGCCCAGUUUGCCAAGGAACAUCAAACAAUCAUACUUAAAUUCAAAGCAGAAACAUCUGAACUUGAGGAAAAAUACCAACAUGAGCUUUUACAACUUGAAAAACAGCUUCAGGAAGAGAAAGGGCAGUGGGAAUUUGAAAAAGAGGAGCUUUUACAGGAAAGUGAAGAUGAGAAAGAAAAGUUGAAGGAAAUGUUGAAAGAGAAAAGCUUAUUUGCACAGAUGCUCAUGGAAGAGAGAGACAGAUUAGAAAAAUCUUGCGAAGAUGAACUAAAUAAAUUAGCUUCCGAACAUCAGCAGCUUCAAAAGGAACUGGAAGAGUUCAAAUUUGCUACCUCAAAGAAAGAGAGUAUUUUGACAGAUGAAAUUAUCAGCUUGAAGAAGGAAUUGAAUGUACAAUUACAAAAGGAAGAAGAACAAUUGGCCAAGGCUGGACAUAAGCAGGAACAGACCAGAAUAUUGAUUGAACAGGUGAAAGCAGAAUCUGAAAAGCAAUUAAAUAGACUGAAAUUGGAAAAUCUUCAACUGGAAGAAAAGCAUUCAAUGAUUUCUGUUCAGCUCCAGGCAGCAUAUGAAGGAUGUGACAAAGAAAAGGCAGAAUAUUUUUCUGAAAUCUCCAGACUCCAAGAGAAAAUAAAAAAUAUGGAAGAGGACAUGGUCUUCCUCGGUGAAAAGCAAAGGUUCAACAAUGAACUGGAGGGGAGAAGUAAUGAGAUGAAAAACAAAAUUGCCCACUUGCAGGAAAAACCACCACAGCUGGAAGUACAAACAUUGUUACUUCCAGACUCAAACAAUGAGGAUUUGAAAAAAGACUACAUGGAGAUGAGAACUGAAACAUUGGAGUUAGAAGAAAGUUCUCAACUAUUAAAAGGAAAAACUCUAGAUCAACCAAACCUGCAGAAAGCCAAUCAACUACUUGAAAGAGAAAAGACAGAAUUAAUGAAGGUGAACAUUGAACUUCAAGCAAAGAUUGAACAACUUCAGGGUAAAUUGAUGACUCUUACAAACUUGGAGAAAGUGUCUGUAUCAUCAGAAAAGGAAAUAAGAUCAGAAAACUCAAAUCUGAGCAAGCAGAUAAAGGAACUAGAGGAAGAAACACUAGACAUUUCAAAGUUACAGAAAACAAUUGAGUUGUUGAAAAAUGAAAUGGGUAAAAUGAAAUCGGAGAAGCUAAAAUGUCAAGAUAAAGUUGAACCAUUGCAAGAGAAAGUUGAAGUUCUCACAAAGCUGCUCGAAGAAUCUCAGAAAGAGCUGGCAGAAGUAAAAUUUCAAAAUGUGAGCUUGAAAGACAGCAUGAAGGAAUUUCAGGAAAAAGCUCUGGAGCUCUCAAAUUUACGAAAAGCUAUUGAACUGUUUAACAGUGAAAAAUUAGAAAUGAUACAGGAGAAAGUACAACUUCAAGAAAAAGUUAAACAGUUACAAGACAAAGUAGAGGUAUUUUCAGACUUAGAGAUUGCAUAUGAAGGCUCUGAGAAAGAAAUAGUAAAAGUAAGGGCUCAGAACACAAGUCUGCAAGAAAGGACCAAGCAAUUGGAAGAGAAGGUUGCGUCCAUUUCAGAACUUCACAAGAGAGGUGAUCAAACAGAAAAAGAGAAUGCUGAGUUAAAAGCAGUUGUCGCCAGAUUGCAGGAGCAAUUAAAUCAGCAACAAGCCAGAACAAACAGUGGUGAAUCUGAAGAACCCACUGAUGCAAAUGACAUCUUAAAAGAUCAAAAGGCCACGUUGAGGGAGAAAGAAGGGGUUUAUCAUGAGAAAAUCAUAGAAUUGAAUGAAGCACGAAAGGAAUUAAAGCAACAAGUGGAGAUUUUGCAGGAUGACAAAAUAACUGCUCAGAGAAUUAUAGAACUUCUAAACAACCAGAUGGCAGAGCUGAGAGCCCAGAACAAAAAGCUAGAUGCAGAGAAUGAAGAUCUUUGCCACAAAAACUCAAAGAACCAAGCUGAUGUACUGGAAUUGAAGCAGCGGUUGGCUGAACUAAUUCGCCAGAAGGAGAAAAGGGCUGGGAACCUAGAGAAAGAACGUGAACAAGAAAAGAUGCACAUAAUGCAAGAAAUUGAAAAUGGCCAUUUGUCCAGAUACAACAAAUUGGAGGAUGAAGUCACUGCUCUAAAGCGCAUAAAUGAAAACUUGACAAGGGAGAAAGAAGCAUUGAAUGAUGAAGUGAACCGGUGCGUUGGCAAGAUUACCAAAAUGAAUAUCAUGGAAAUGCAGGCAGAACAUUUGAGACAAGAAUGGCAGACAUCACUGCAAGAGGUCCAAAAGUUAUCAAGUCAGCUGAUGACAUCACAAGAAAAGAUACAGAGUUUGGAGGAAAGCUCACAAAGUAUCAACCUCCAGACAGCAAAAUUGAAAUCAGACUUCCGUGUAGCUCAACAGGAAAAUGAAGCAUUAAAGCAGGAAGUUAUGUCAUUGCACAAACAGCUACAGACCACCAAAGAUAAGAAUCAGAUGCUAGAGCUGACUUUGCACUCUGCAGAUUUUCAGCAUCAGCAGAAAAAGUUUUACCAGAAUGACCUGGCUCGGCUGGUGGAAGAGGAACAGAAAUUACUACGGCAGGAAAAUGAGAGGCUGCAGAAAGAAGGACAGCAAAUAAAAGGGGAGCUUCAGCAGGCCAGGGAGAAGAUCAAACAUUUGGAAUCUACAAUUUUGACACUCAAACAGCAAAAACACUACAGCAGGUCAGCCACGCUGAAAGCUGCUGAACAGGAGAAGCUCUGUCUCAAGAAGGAAUAUGAUCAGAUUCAGAAAGAUCUCAACAGGAGGAUUAAGUUAAUUGUCUCACUUGAACAUGAACUGAAAGUCCUCAAUGUGGAGAAUGAAAUGCUGCGAAAAAAGCAGUCCAACCUGGAGAGUCAAUUAAUGGAAACUGGUGACAAGUUGCUACAGUCAAAUUCAAGCCUGACAUUUAGCCAGUCACAGAAUCUUCGAGAACUACAACAAUUGCGAGAACAAAUCUGCACCAUGGUUCCAAAAGACCAAUUAGCUCAGCUUCAGCAAUGUUUAAGCCAUGAGGAAGUUCAACGUCAUCAACUGCAAGAGCAAUUAGACAAGAAAGUCAUGGAAAGCAAUACACAACAGGAGGCAUAUGAACGACUGCUAAAAAAGAUGGAAGAAAGGAUGCAAGAUGUUGAAAAUAAGUUAAGGAACAUGAAGUUACUUCUUCAGGACAAAGUCAUGCAACAGAAAGAACAACUGUCCAAGAAUGCUAAAGCAGAUGAAAAAGUCAAAGAUUUAUAUGUUGAAAAUGCUCAACUCCUCAAGGCCCUUGAAAUGUCUGAACAGAGACAGAAGACAACAGAGAAAAAAAACUACCUGCUUGAAGAAAACAUUGCAGGCCUUAAUAAAAUUCUCAAGGACCUAUCAGCAUCAUCAUUGUCUAUGGCCUCAACCCGUUAUUCAACCUAACACAUUCUAUUUAAAAGAUCAUAUGAUAUAUAGCAAAGAAUCACAACAUUUGAAACACUAAUGCACUUUAUCAGAUGAAUAUUUCUGUUACCAAGUGCUUAGUUUUUCCAGGACUUAUUUUGUGAAUUUUAGAAAGAAAUCAUAGAUAAAGGUGCUGGACAAGUAUUACAAAAUACUGCCCUAAACUGUUGGUUUCAAAAGAUUGGUGCACUUCACUACUCAUUAUUUAAUUUCCAAAAUAAAUUAUAUGUUCAAUAAUCAGAAAUGAAGUGCUACUUACUCUUUGGAGAGCAUGUCGAUUUUUUUAAGAAAAAUGUUUACGAAUAAAAUAUUUGGUUUGAUUAAGUUUUAAACAUCUCGGGCCAAAGAAUGCUAUAACUAGGAGUAAAAGCCAAUCAGAUGCAGUUGAUAUGCUGGCAUUCUGAAAAUAAAUGUAUCUGUAAAUAUGACCAACUCUGGCUUCUGUAUUAUCUAAUGUAUUACUGCUGAUAAUUUAAACAUAAUGAAAGAUUGUGGAUGUGUAACUUGUAUAGUUUGUAUGUUAGAAUGUAAAUGUGAAUCAAUGAAAAAGUCAUGUGUUCUUGAGAAAAUAAUGUAAAUACUGUUAUUUAAUGUUUUACUAUGCAGAACAAUCCAAUUGAGCCUGUGACAGUAUUCACAUUUCAAAUUCCUGGAAGAUCUGUUAACUUGCAGAAUUUCAAGAUGUGUCAUGCCUAAUAUUUAAUUUUGUACUAAAUAAACAUUAUUUGUGUUACAGAAGACAAAACCUCUUACGUUCAAACUAAUAUCAUACACGUUACUUGUAUAUGAUUUUUAUAAACUUUAAGUAUAAAGUUUCAACAAGGUAGCUCUGUCUGUUGAUAAAGAAUCCAGUACUUCUCAUGACUUGAUCUGGAUAAUUAAAAUCCCAGCUGUUUAAAGCAGUAGUUAUUCCCAUAAAAUGAAUACUGACUGCUAGUUUAUAGAAAAACAAUUUUUUUCAGUUGCAUUAAACCCAAACUUGAAGCUGCAUAAAACUCUGCUUUUUAAAUAGACUUUAUUAUAGGAAUAAUAUUUAUAGAAUAAAUACACAUAUAAAUCAUUAUGUGUAGCCCAUAUUUGAAAAUUUUAUAUCUAUUUGAAAUCAUAAAAGUGAAAGUCACAGUGAUGAAAAGAAGGUGAUUUUCCCUAUUUUCCUUUGCUAAUCAGUGUUAAACCCUCCAAAUUGAGAUGGGACAAUUUAGAACUUUAGACAUUCAACUUAAAUGACGAUGACACAAAGUUUUAAUUUUUUUGCAUCGUUCAACAGAGAUUUCACAGAUGUGAUAUGGAACUACAACAUUGAGUUAAGCUCAACACCUAGAUUUACCUUAAGCUCAAAAAUUCAUUGGGAUUGUGCCUUCUGGAUAAAAUGUUAGACUAUGGCUACAUAUUCAUAGCCAGAGUAUCUUUAGCACUAGGUUCUCUUACUAUUUUGACAACAUUGUAACAUUGAAAUGUGGCAUUGCUACUUUUAAUUCAGAUGCAAAAUUCAGGUUUUCAUCUAUAUUUAAACUUCUCAAUUGUCUCAUUUCUCAUUACUUCCAACCUCCCACAGCCCUAGAGCAAGCCAUUGUCCAAGGAGACCUUUCUUGUGCAUAAAUGAAUGUAUCUCUGAUUCACAUGACAUGAUGAAUGAUAUCCUGCAAGGGUCUGCGUUCAUGCCUCAAUUUUUAUAUCAAUUACUUAGGUGAAGAAAUGAAAGCAUGGUAGCUAAAUUCACAGGUGAUACCUGUACAAGUAGGAAUGUAUAUUGUGAAGGAGAUAUGACCAAGCUAUUGGUUGCAGACAGAUAUAGUUAGGUUGACUGGGCAAAAAUCAGGCAAAUGUCACAUGAUAUGGGAAAAUGUGAAGUUCAUUUUAGCAGGAGGAAUUAAAAGCGGAGUAUAAUUUAAAUGGAUAAUGACAGUGGAAUUCUGUGGUGCAGAGGAAUUUAGAUGUCCUAGUGCAUGAGUUACAAAAUGUUGAUAUGCAGCUACAGCCCAGAGGCAAGAAGACUUACGGGAUGUUAUCCUUCAUUACCAGGGGAAUUGAACAUAAAAGUAGGGGUGUUAUGUUUCUGUUAUACAGGUGUUAGGGAAGUCUUGUAUUCUGAACGUAGUUUUGGUCUCCUCGUUUGUAAAUGGAGUUUGUGCAGAGGAGUUUUACUACAUUGAUACAUAGAAUGAAUGGGUGGUCUUAUGAGGAUGGAUUGGACAAGCUGGGCUUGUUUAUACUGGAAUUUGGAAGAGUGAGGAGUGACCUGAUUGAAGUAAAUAGGAUUCUGAAUAAGGUGGAUAUGAAAAGGAAUUUCCUCUUGUCCAGAACUACAAGGUACUGGUUUAAAAUUAGGGAUCACCCUUUUAGGACAGAUUUUAUGAGAAUUUUGUUUUCUCUGUUGGUUGUGUGACUUUAGAAUUGUCUGCCUCAGGGGAGGCCAAGCCAUUAAAUAUUUUUAAGACAGAGGCAGAUAACUUCAUAUUAUUGCUGGGGAAUCAAAGGCUGUUGGGAGUAGAUGGGAAUGUGGAAUUCAGAAUACAAACAUAUCUAUGACCCUAAUGAAUGGAAGCAGGUUUGAAAGACCAAAUGGUGUACUUCUGCUCCUAAGUCAUUUGUUUGUAUGUUUCUCUGAUGCUGCUUUUUGUUUCUACAUUCUCCCUUCUAACCAUUAUUGCCAGCCAAUGUUUCAACAGCCUCAACAUUACACUCUGGACAUUUUCCCUAAAACCUUCCUUCAAACUUGUAUUUCUGACUGAGCUAUUGGCCAAAUUUCUAUCUCCAAAUUUCUAUAUUGUAUGUUGCUCCAGACAUUUCUGUAUGUUGAAGGUGUUAUUUAAGUGUAAUUUGUUAAUGUUGGAAACUCAUGGAAGAUUGUCAUUUGAAAUAUUUCUCAAGAUGUGCUCUUUGAAUUCUGUUUCAAACUUAAUCAAGAAGACGGAAUUAAGUAAAGAAAUUGAAAAGGUUGGGUAGGUGACAUUUAAAUUAUACUGUCUGUUAGUCCUACUGCUCUUUUUGGAAAUCACAUAAAGCUCUUCUUUAAUAGUAACAGCCCGUGUGAAGGUCCAACUUAAAUGUAAGAUCUCUUUUACAGAUAAAUAUGUGUAAUCAUGAAAAAUAUUAAAUUGGGAACCUAAUUAUCCAAUAAUAUUAACUAUCCAUUCUGAAGACAAUAUUUGAAUCCUGUUACAUUUCUCUAAUGUGCUCUGUCAAAAGCCAGAUGUCUCAUUGUAUGCUGAUGCUUCAUUAUGAACCAUAUUCUUGGCAAUCUUUGUCAGUUGUGGGGUGAAGAGGCAUGUCCCAUGUUUACCUCAGCCAGAGCAGGAAUCAAUUCUCUGCUGUUGGCAUAAUCUUGAACAACGUAGCCAUCUAUCCAACUGAGGUAAUCAGUUCCUUCAAUUCACCGCUGUAGCUGUUACUUCUUAUUCAGUAUAUAUGUGUGUGUAAUAUCUUUAUAAUUUAUUUUCACAACUUAUUGUCAUUUUUUUUCCCUUAGGAUGUUCCAUGUUUGUUGUAGAAGAGUGUAAGAGUCUGGAAGUGUUAAUGCAGAGAUGUGCCCACCACUAUGAUGGUUUCAUUUUGACAUGGUGGGAAAACAGUUUAAAGGAGUGAGAUGUAACAACUAGACCUUCCUCAUCAUCUCUGACUAUGUUUAUCGCUUCAAUGUAAUGUGUACCUAGUUGUUCCCAUGUAAUAAACUACAUCUUGUUUAAAA